UGCUGCUGCGAGAGUGUCACUGUGCUGAGCAGGGUGAAAAUCUCUGUGUCCAUUCACCCCAGGGUGUGUUUACUUGGAAGCAGUGGCAGAGGCAGGCGGGGAAAUACACAGGGUAUGUGGGCAAUGCUAUGUGACCUGAGGGACAUGCACCCAGCAGGAGUGAAUGAACUCAUGGGACCCUGAGCAGGAGAACAGCAGAGUAGAGCGACACAGGCAGAGUGAGAUCUUUUGAACAAUGGCUGACUCAAGCCAGCAAACUGAUAUUACAACUACCCCUUCUGUAGCUCAAAAGAAGCUUCAAAGAGCGAUAUGGUUCUUCCGCACUGGAGACCUCACUGCGUGGAACUAUGCCAUUCUAGGCCUAGCACUUGCUGGACUUGUUUUGGGAAUAUUCCUUUUGAUACGGAAUAUACUAGGUAACAGGAAGAGGAAGAUGAUUGAAAUGUAUAAGAAAAGAGAGGGUUCUGCUUUCCCAGAGGAGGUUGAUAACAAACAGGCAGAGAUCCACUUGGAAAAUGAAGACUCUUCAAAUAAGGCUAAUCUGCUGCAGAAAGAGAUGAAGCCUGGUGAUAUCACAGUGCAGUGGAAGGACGGCCACGUUGAAUCCCUCUAUACCGUACUGCCAGAAGAGGAUGUUUAGGACCUCUGCAUUAUAUUUUAUUAAAGGACAGCACGUGCCCAGGUCUCAGGAAGAAAAUCCGCAUUUCCCAUGGUCACACCCAUCUAAGGCAUCCAACUUUCUUGCUGGAUCUCCAUAAAGUGCAAGGAAAUCAUGAACAGAUUAAAUUAGGGUAUUACAAGUCGCUACCUCAAAGGUUGUCAAACUUUUUUAGUUCAGGUUCAGGUCUUCAGCCCUACCCUGGCUCAUGAAAUAGGUACAGUUGUAAGAAAGAAUCAUUGUUUCAAUUAUACUUUCCAGAAUUUCUAUGACAGCAAAUACAUAUUCACCCAAAAUCGCACACUAAACUGACCUUCAAUCUUGGCUUUCAAGUGCAUCUAGGAGAGCAAAUGAAGAGCAAUCUUUCCCAGUUCUCACCCUAACUGGCCUUUAGACUAAGACCCACUUUCCCUGUACCCCCCAGGGGGUCCAGCCCCACAGUUUGGAUACCACUGCUCUACCUGUUACUAUAUUUGUUAGGAAAUCAUACAUUCUAUGUUGUACAAGCAAGGUUAGACUGGAUACUAUAUGUGUGUGAGUAUUAAAAAGAACUCAGAUGCCAAUACUUUGCAACCUUGGAUGGCUGAUUGCAAGCAAGCACAGGUAAUGUAGAGCAUUGUCAUAAUAGUGCAGUGUUUACCAUGAAGUGUUAAAUCAGGGGAUGUCGGAUGUAAUACCUGUGAACUGCAUCAAACCUUUAGUCUUUUGUUUUGAGUGUAGCUAUAUAAUUGUAAUUUAAAUUACAGCUAUGUUUUGAGUGUGACAAUGAAUUGUGUAAAAUAGUUAAAUGGAUCUUAUAAUAUCUUUUCUGGAUAAUUUAGUUACCUAUAAUGCUUUAUACAUGCUUAAAUAGCGCUGUGUCCGUUUCUGUUACAUAAGAGAUACAGUGUUCAUAAAAUUCUUAAAAUUUUAAAAGUA
Messenger RNA from Xenopus laevis (African clawed frog), 1576 nucleotides. It is a transcript of the gene slc51b.L, whose product is annotated as organic solute transporter subunit beta. The transcript is spliced from 4 exons. Lineage: Eukaryota; Metazoa; Chordata; Amphibia; Anura; Pipidae. Bases 236 to 640 code for a protein of 134 amino acids. The record is from RefSeq and is a predicted model, not a curated record.